AUGGAUAGAUCAAAUGAGCAAGGUGCAAAGUCCAAAGCUAACGAUCUGCCUGGAUUAAUUAUGCGGUCUACAUUGGAGAUGACUGACAUCAAGGCGAGAAAGUAUCUGUACUUAAAGCUAGUUCGAAGCAAUCUUGCGUACGCAUCCCAAGUAUUGUGUCCACAAUCCGUACAGUUAAUUCAAAAUAUUGAGAAGAUGCAGAGAGGGGCAAGUACCAGGUUUAUUAUUAAUCUUGGGUUUGUCACCAACAUACCAUAUCCAUCAAGACUACAUAAUCUAUACCUACUACCCAUAACUUACUGGCACGAGUACCUGGAUAUAUUCAUACUCUAUAAAAUCAUUAACAACAUAUUGACAACAGUGCUCGGCUGGUUAUAUCUGGAUCAGGAAUCACUAGAAGUGAAACCAACAACAAUCGAAUUAAAUUAG
Messenger RNA from Paramuricea clavata, 429 nucleotides. The record is from the annotation of a GenBank genome assembly. NCBI's taxonomy places the organism in Eukaryota, Metazoa, Cnidaria, Anthozoa, Malacalcyonacea, Plexauridae.